Molecule: messenger RNA, 2184 nt
Organism: Microthlaspi erraticum
Lineage: Eukaryota; Viridiplantae; Streptophyta; Magnoliopsida; Brassicales; Brassicaceae
Source: the annotation of a GenBank genome assembly
AUGCGAGUAGUUGUAAACCUUCUUGGAGGAGAAGACAUCUAUUCUUUAUCAUUAGUUCUUGUGGUGCUAAGUCUGAUAAUAAUAGCUUUAAACGUUGCACGAGCUGAUGCUGAGAGCAAGGUUCAUAUAGUGUAUUUAGGUGAGAAGCAGCAUGAUGAUCCUGAGUUUGUCACAAAAUCUCAUCACCAGAUGUUGUCGUCACUUCUUGGAAGUAAAGAGGAAGCACAUAAUUCACUGGUGCAUAGUUACCGACAUGGCUUCUCAGGCUUCGCUGCAAAGCUUACCGAGUCACAAGCCAAGAAACUUGCUGAUUCACCUCAAGUUGUUCACGUCUUACCGGAUAGUUUCUACGAACUUGCCACAACUCGGACUUGGGACUACUUAGGUCUUUCUGUUGCCAAUCCAAAGAAUCUCCUAAAUGAUACAAACAUGGGUGACCAUGUCAUCAUUGGCUUUAUUGACUCAGGAGUGUGGCCGGAGUCUGAAUCGUUUAACGACAAUGGGAUUGGACCAAUACCAAGCCAUUGGAAAGGAGGUUGUGAAUCAGGAGAAAACUUCACAUCAACAAACUGCAACAAUAAGCUCAUAGGAGCUAAGUACUUCAUCAACGGCUUUCUUUCAGAAAACAAAGAUUACAACACUACUCAAUCACGUGACUACAUCUCCCCUAGAGACUUCAUUGGCCACGGCACGCACGUAGCCUCUAUAGCAGGUGGUUCCUUUGUUCCUAACGUGAGCUACAAGGGACUCGCUGGAGGAAACUUGAGAGGUGGUGCACCGCGUGCUCGCAUAGCAAUAUACAAGGCUUGUUGGUAUGUAGAUCGUCUAGGAGGAGUGACUUGUUCCUCUUCUGACAUCUUGAAAGCGAUGGAUGAAGCUAUGCACGAUGGUGUUGAUGUUCUGUCGCUCUCUCUCGGCGCUCAAGUUCCUCUGUUUCCUGAAACUGAUAGAAUUGCUACUGGAACGUUCCAUGCAGUAGCGAAAGGCAUCGUAGUUGUUUUCGCCGGCGGGAACUCUGGACCAGCGGCUCACACCGUUACCAACACUGCUCCUUGGGUCAUUACCGUUGCUGCAACCACUUUGGAUCGGUCUUUUGCCACACCUAUUACACUUGGGAACAAGAACGUGAUACUGGGUCAAGCAUUGUACACAGGACCAGAACUUGGCUUCACUAGUUUGGUUUAUCCGGAGAAUCCAGGGAACAGCAGUGAGACCUUUAGCGGUGUCUGUGAGCGUCUUAACCUCAACGCGAACCGUACAAUGACAGGCAAAGUUGUCUUGUGUUUCACGUCAGAAACGCUUUACUCUGCUGUAGCGAGAGCUGCCUCUUAUGUGAAAGCAGCUGGUGGUCUUGGUUUGAUCAUUGCAAGAAAUCCUGGUUACAAUCUCACUCCGUGUACAGAUGAUUUCCCCUGUGUAGCCGUUGAUUACGAGCUCGGGACUGAUAUACUUCUCUACAUCCGCUCCACUAGAUCACCUGUUCUGAAGAUACAACCUUCAAGAACACUCGUAGGACAACCUGUGGGAACAAAGGUCGCAACUUUCUCAUCAAGAGGACCUAACUCUAUUGCCCCAGCGAUUCUCAAACCUGACAUAGGAGCACCGGGAGUGACUUGGAGAACAGAUCCAUUCGGAGAGCAAAUCUUUGCUGAAGGGUCAUCUCGUAAAGUAGCUGAUCCGUUUGAUUACGGUGGAGGACUCGUGAACCCUGAGAAAGCUGCUGAUCCAGGUCUUAUAUACGACAUGGGCACAGAAGACUACGUUCUCUACUUGUGUUCCGCUGGUUAUAACGACACAUCUAUCUCUCAGCUUGUUGGUAAAGUAACAGUCUGUUCAAACCCUAAACCUUCUGUUUUUGAUGUUAAUUUGCCUUCGAUCACCAUCCCAAACCUCAAAGACGAAGUCACGCUCACAAGAACUGUUACUAACGUUGGACCGGUUGAUUCGGUUUACAAAGUUGUGGUUGAGCCACCGCUUGGGAUUAGAGUGGCUGUGACGCCGGAGACGUUAGUGUUCAACUCGAAAAACAAAAGUGUUUCCUUCACGGUUCGUGUCUCGACCACACAUAAGAUCAACACUGGCUUCUACUUUGGAAGCUUGAUUUGGAGAGAUCCUGCGCAUAACGUGACUAUUCCUGUUUCUGUGAGAACACAGAUUCUACAAAACUACUAUGAUGAGAACUAA